ACCCCAUUCAGCAUCGUACAUUCCCGUGCCUUAGGACUUGCCUACCGUGUUUUGAUUCUGCAUCCUCCCGUUAAUGCUCGCAUGAGAGCCUAUUAUCUAAAGGUCCUCAAGUCAGCCAUGAAGAAUGAAGAGACUGGUUUCUAUCUGGCAUGGAAAUUUGUGCACAGUAUUAUAGAAAUACUUAAGGAAAAUGUCAGUUCAGAGUCUGACAGUUCUCAGACAGGGUCUGAUGAGGAGGAAACCACUACAAAAGUGGAACAUGCAUUCAGACUGUUCCAGUUCCUCGUGUCUUAUUCAAGGAGGAUUUGAAACACUGCAAUAACAGGGAGGCAGUUAAUGAGCUGCUGAGUUAAGCGGGUAUUUUGGGGGUCUUCAAGAACAUCUGUAGCAGUAACCACCCCUGUCGGCAACUGCUACAAUUUUGGGUAUCAAUGCAUUCAGCUUCCCGGGCCAUCAGGCACAGUUUAGGUCAACUUGUGUCCAUAUUGCUAGAGGUGACAUGGAGAUGUGACAGUUGCAGCAUAAUUCCAGUGACUCCAGUGACAGAGUCUGUUGUUGCCAUUGCUACUGAACUGUGUGUUCAUCUGAAAGAUUGUGAUCCCCAGGACUGUCUGCAGCUCCUCCAGGACCUUCCAUCACCUUGGCCCAGAAUGGUCAUCUGUUCUUUCAUCUUCCAGGACAUAGCACAUAUUAGCAACCAGGAAAUCACUCUUGGGGAUAUACUGGACUACAGUUAUGCAGUGGGUGUAAGUCAAGAGGCUGAGAACAAACAGUCAACACCUAUUAAACAGAAUUUGCUCCAUUGUAAAGAACAUUCAUCAUUUGUGUCCACAAAGUCUUGGUCAUCAGCUUCAUCUCGCAAGACACGCAAGACACGUUUCAGUGCUAAAAUCAUCAAUAAAAAAAACCCGUUGGGAGAAACACCCCUCAUUCGGGCUUGCAUUAAGAACAAUGUGGAUCGGAUGCUCGACCUUCUUGCUGUGCCUGGCAUUGACAUCAACCUGAGUGAUAACCUAGGUUGGACAGCCUUGCAUGAAGCAGCCAUACGUGGUUAUGAUGAAUGUGUGAAGAUGCUACUGACUUAUAACUGUAGCGAUAAUCUUGGGCAAAAAAACAGUCUUUACUCCUAUGUGAGGCGAGUUCGGCAUACCCACACCUUGAACACCCAUGCUAGGGGUGGAGAAGACAAAAGAACUCCAUUGCAUGAUGCAGUGCAGUACAACCAUUUCAGCACAGUCAAGUUACUUCUGGACUAUGGAGGUGCUGGCUUACUAAAACUUGAAACAAAAGAUGGUAAAACUCCCAGGGACUUUGCGAGUAAUAAUGAAAUGCGACACUUGUUGAGAUCUUACCAGGAAAAAUCUCCAAUCUCGAUUGCCCAAGGAGAUGAGAACUACCAGACUUAUAUUAAACUACCAAUUAUCAGUUGUGGUCUUAACAUCCCCAACAGGUUCUUCUCCAGCCAUGAUAGUCACAUGAACUUCAUUGUUACUUUUGCUAACUGCUUUAUGGAAGUGUCUGGCUCCAGGUUUAUUCAAAUUGCAAUAGAAAAAGAACUUUAUAAAGCCCAAAAGAGACGUCUAGCAGAAGAAAAAUGCUUGGAAUCAGACACCAGUAGUGCUGGUGAGGCCACAGCUGAUAACAGAACUCAAGGUUCCUCAUACAUUAGAACCAUUCCUUUGUUUUCUCAAAUUAAACCGCCUUCUGACUUGGAAAGUGCUCUCAUAAACAAAAUAUUCCAAUCGGUAAAAUUAAACAUACUGAUGUGUCAGGAGCAGAAGAAAAGACAACUUUCUGCUGAGGAAAAAUCAGAUUUCCUAGAAAGAUUACAGCUUUUAUUUUCAUGAGUUUUAUGAUUAAGGGCUUGUGUACCUGCUGUUUAUUUUAUAGAACCAUUAACUUCCUUCCAGUACAAUGUUUAGUUCAUAAAGAAUGAAUUAAUCAAGUAUAUUCUCAUCAAACUUUUUUGUGUGAAUUUUGUGAUUAAAACAGAAAUAAUAAUUUAUCCUCCUUACCAAUUUUCCUAUACAGGAGUACCUCACUAUUCGCAACCCUGCUUAUCCGCAAUUGGCAUUUUAACGUCCUAUUCAAUAUUUGCAAAGCAUUCCCUACUUAUUUGCAGGUGAAAAAUUAUGAUACCCUACUGUAAUAUUUCAAACUGGGUGGGCUAGACGCAGCUCUUAAGGUGGAGUGGAGACAUCAACCUGAGUCCCACACAGAUUUUAGGGAGUUUAAGGACUGGGUACUGGAGGUGUAUCCUUCAUCUUGGCCUUAGAGAUGAUGAGCAAAAUGCUUGCCAGACAAUUUCAAAUUUGGGGGUGGGGUGGGGGAUUAGAGGUCUCAUGCAAUGUCAGGUCACCCUUUGUCAGGGUGGGGGAUUAGAGGGUCUCAUGACCUGAAGAUAUCUUGAAUAAAGAUGAAAGUUAAGUACCAAAUAUAUUUAUGGAGGGACAGACCCUUGCAG
This is a messenger RNA of Homarus americanus (American lobster), 2464 nucleotides long. RefSeq lists its product as uncharacterized. Bases 432 to 1847 code for a protein of 471 amino acids. Lineage: Eukaryota; Metazoa; Arthropoda; Malacostraca; Decapoda; Nephropidae. Gene Ontology annotation, molecular function: protein binding. Gene Ontology annotation, biological process: positive regulation of double-strand break repair. The record is from RefSeq and is a predicted model, not a curated record. The transcript has 11 exons.